GAUGACCCGGCGUCGCUGCUCGUGCAAGGCGGCUGGAAUGGUGCCAAUUGGCUGUCCGACCUGUGGAGCUACGAAGUGCCUUAUAAGGAGUGGCAGCAGUUGAACAUCAGCCCUGCGCCGAUGGCUCGCUCGCAGCACGUGGCGGUUUGGGAUAAGGCUGGCCAGAGGGUCUGGCUGCAUGGUGACGUUUGCCGGAGGGCCCCACAGCGAGAUCGGGCCAUGCAGUGGCCUGGGAUGAUGUGGCUACCGCGCUGGACAUUGUGCAAUCCGGGCCAUCCGCACGCUGGUCUCAUGUUGCUGCCGUACAUCUACGCCGGCUACAACGGAACAUCCAGCACCAACAUCGAGCAAUACGAGUGCCACGACCCGUACUUCCACUUCAAGCACCAGUGCUACCUCAAGCAGCAGCUCUGGCACUGCAGCAUCCAGCACAGCCACCACCACGAGUUGCACGUCAACAUCAACCACAUCUCGCACAGGCAGCAGCACUUCAGGUACGCAGACAACCUGGACCGACACUUCCAGCAUAGACACUUCGUCACUGUGACCACUACUACUGCCACGGGCGGAUGGGUGGCAGUGGCUUAUCCACAGGUUCCAGACUGGGUCUUAUGGAUUUUUGCAAUCUUCGUGGCAGUUUUGGUGCUGCCCGUCUGCAUCGUCAGUUUCCGGUACCACUUGUACCGGGAAGUUGUCGUGCCAGUCACGAUCCAAGAGCGCUUGCCGUCCAAAGCGCCUCAGCCAGUCGAUCCCCCACGGCUAUGCGUGUGGUCUUGGGUGCUGCUGACGUAA
This is a messenger RNA of Symbiodinium necroappetens, 792 nucleotides long. The record is from the annotation of a GenBank genome assembly. Lineage: Eukaryota; Dinophyceae; Suessiales; Symbiodiniaceae.